Messenger RNA from Lodderomyces jiufengensis, 2046 nucleotides. RefSeq names its product Opt8p (gene OPT8). Bases 1 to 2046 code for a protein of 681 amino acids. The record is from RefSeq and is a predicted model, not a curated record. Gene Ontology annotation, molecular function: oligopeptide transmembrane transporter activity. The transcript has a single exon. Gene Ontology annotation, cellular component: fungal-type vacuole membrane. NCBI's taxonomy places the organism in Eukaryota, Fungi, Ascomycota, Pichiomycetes, Serinales, Debaryomycetaceae.
AUGUCAGUAAUACUAGAAGAAUCACCACCAAUAAAAACGUCAUACUUAGCAAAAUUGAAAUUACCCCAAGUAACUUUAAGGUCAACAAUAGUUGGAUUAGUAAUAGGUUCAAUAAUCCUUAUAUCAAAUUUUCAAUUUGGUUUACAAACAGGUUGGGUAUCAAUGAUGUCAUUACCAGCAGCAUUAUUAGGAUUUGCAGUAUUUAAAUUAACUCCAUUAUCUAAAAAUUUUACAGAUGUUGAAAAUGUAUAUAUUCAAUCAAUUGCAGUUGCAGUAGGUACGGGCCCAUUAUGUUAUGGAUUUAUUGGUAUUAUUCCUGCUAUUGAAAAAUUUUUAAAUCCUGAAGAAACUGGAUUAGGUCAUAAAAUUAUUUUUUCAACUAAAGAACUUAUAAUAUGGUCAUUAGGUUUAGGAUUAUUUGGAGUGUUUUUUGCAAUACCAUUAAGAAAACAAGUCAUUAUAAAAGAAAAAUUACCAUUUCCUUCUGGGAGUGCUACUGCAACAUUAAUUUCAGUUUUACAUGGUACUGAAAUUUUUGAAGAUGAAGAACCUGAAAAAUUGAAAUCACAAGAGGAAGAAGAUAGUUUGAAUAAAACACCAGUAUUAGAAAGAACAACUUCAUCAUCUCAAUUAUUAGAAUCAAUAAAUUAUCAACAAAAUAUGAAAUCAUUAUCUUUAACAUUUAUAAUAUCUUCAAUUUAUACAAUAACAUCAUAUUUUUUCCCCAUUUUAAAAAAUUUACCAAUUUUUGGUACUUGGGCUUCAAAAAAUUAUGAAUGGAAUAUACAACCUUCUCCAGCAUAUAUUGGUCAAGGUAUUAUCAUGGGAUUACCAACAGUUUCAUAUAUGUUGUUCGGUGCAAUAUUAGGCUGGGCUAUAUUAGCUCCAUUAUCUCAAAAAAUGAAUUGGGCACCUGGACCAAUUGAUGAUUGGAUUACUGGUGGUCAAGGUUGGAUAUUAUGGAUUAGUUUAAGUAUAAUGGUUUCUGAUUCAUUAGUUAGUUUUAUUGUAUUAAGUGUUAAAAGUAUUUAUGAUUUUUUUAUUGAUUAUAAAAUGAGAAAAGCUUCAUAUACUCAAGUAUUAGAAUUACAACAAGCACAAAGAGAAAGAUUACAACAACAAGGUAUUGAUGAAGAAGAUAGUGAGGAAACCAUAAUUAUUGAUCCAAAUACUGCUGUUGAAGUUCCUCCCAAUUUUUUAGUAUCUAAUAAAGUUGCCAUAAUUGGAACAAUAGGUUCAACAAUAUUAUGUGUAAUAACAUUAAGAAUUAUAUUUGGAAAAUUAAUCCCCAUUUAUGCAUCAAUAACAGCAAUAUUAUUAGCAAUGUUAUUUAGUGUAUUAGCAACAAGAACAUUAGGAGUAUCAGAUAUAAAUCCAGUAAGUGGUAUUGGAAAAUUAUCACAAUUAAUAUUUGCAUUUAUUAUCCCACAAAAUCAUCCUUCUAAAAUAUUAAUAAAUUUAAUAUCAGGAGGAGUAGCAGAAGCAGGUGCACAACAAGCAGGAGAUUUAAUGCAAGAUUUGAAAACUGGUCAUUUAAUUGGUGCAUCACCAAAAGCUCAAUUUAUUGCUCAAAUUAUUGGAACUUUAUAUCUGGUAUUUUUAAGUUCAAUAAUGUAUAAAAUUUAUAUGAAAGUUUAUACUAUACCAAAUGAAACUUUUAGAAUUCCAACUGCUAUAAUUUGGAUUGAUUGUUCAAGAUUAGUUACUGGUGAUGGAUUACCUCCAAAAGCUUUAGAAUUUGCAAUAAUAUUUGGAAUAAUAUUUGGGUUUAUAUCAUUAAUUAAAAAUAUAUUACCUUCAACUUCAAAAUAUUAUAAAUAUCUUGUUUAUUUACCAAAUGGAGUAGCAGUUGGUAUUGGGAUAUAUAAUACUCCAAAUUUUACAAUUGCAAGAUUUAUUGGUGGUGUUAUUGCUUAUAAUUGGCAUAGAUUUAGUAAUAGAGGUAAAAUUGGUAUGAUUAUUUUUAGUAGUGGAUUAGUGCUUGGUGAAGGUUUAUUUAGUGGAUUUACUAUGUUACUUACAAGUUUAGGAGUUAAACAUUUUUAG